ACAGCACCCAGCCUUGGGGCGGGGACCGCUCGGCCCUUCCCGGCCAGCUCCGCAGGUGAACUCUACCGCCUGCGCCGGGCAUGUCCCGGGCCGCGUGGUCGGCUGUCACCAUAAGAACGUCUUGUGCCCAGACGGCGCCUGCCCCAGAUGGGAAGGGGUGGUGAAGCAGCUUGGAGCCCUAAGAUCCUCGGAGCCCCCUGUCUGACCAUAUGAAGCCACAAAAGCUUGAUGAAAUUGGGACCCCUCCCCCACUUUCUUCUCAUUUUUGAUUAUUCAGGCGUUGGUGUUCAUCAGAGAGAGAGGCGUGGAUGUAUUUACACGAUAUGAAUUGGAGUCUUUCCACCUUUACCUUUUGAGGGCUGCUUACAUCUCAUGGUGACAGGUGCAAAUCACAGCACAGAAGGGCAGUCAGUAUGAAGCCAGUGAAAAAAAAGAAAACCGAAGAACCUGAAUUGGAGCCCCUGUGCUGCUGCGAAUACAUAGAUAGAAAUGGGGAAAAGAACCACGUGGCUGCUUGUUUGUGUGAUUGUCAAGAUAUCGAUGAAGGGUGUGAUAGAUGGCUUACGUGUAAAUCAGUGCAGCCAGAGACUUGUGAAAGAAUCAUGGAUACAAUUUCUGAUCGCCUCCGAAUUCCGUGGCUUAGGGGAGCCAAAAAAAUUAACAUUAGCAUCAUUCCUCCACUUGUCCUUCUGCCUGUCUUCCUUCACGUGGCUUCGUGGCAUUUCCUCCUGGGGGUGGUGGUUUUGACCUCCCUUCCUGUGCUGGCACUGUGGUACUACUACCUCACUCACAGAAGGAAAGAACAGACUCUGUUUUUCCUGAGCCUUGGACUGUUCUCAUUGGGCUACAUGUACUAUGUGUUCCUGCGGGAAGUGGUUCCCAGAGGGCAUGUGGGGCCCACUCGGCUGGCUGUUCUUACCUGCGGGUUGUUUCUGAUACUCUUAGCCUUGUAUAGAGCCAAGAAGAAUCCAGGCUACCUCAGCAAUCCAGCAAGCAAUGACAAAUCCCUAAGCAGCAGCCAAAACGAAUGUCUGAGCAAAAAAGGGCAGGAGAAGACCAAAGGGUUUCCCGGAGCCGACACGUCGGGGAGUCUCAACAGCCGCACGCUGAAGGAUGAUCUUAAGGGCUCCUUCAGGAUGUUGGCCAGCAGCCCCACCAAGGUGAAGGAGGACUGGUGUGCCAAAUGCCAGCUGGUGCGACCAGCCCGGGCCUGGCAUUGCCGUAUUUGUGGCAUCUGUGUAAGGAGAAUGGAUCAUCAUUGUGUCUGGAUAAACAGCUGUGUUGGAGAAUCAAAUCAUCAAGCAUUUAUACUUGCUCUUUUGAUCUUCUUGCUCACUUCGGUGUACGGGAUAAUGCUGACCUUGGACACCAUUUGUAGAGAUAGAAGUGUCUUCACUGCCCUUUUCUAUUGUCCUGGAGUUUAUGCAAAUUACAGCUCGGCUCUGUCCUUCACCUGUGUGUGGUACUCUGUGAUCAUCACAGCGGGUAUGGCCUACAUCUUCCUGAUCCAGCUGAUAAAUAUCAGCUACAAUGUGACAGAGCGGGAAGUCCAGCAGGCCCUUCGACAGAAGACCGGGCGCCGGCUCCUCUGUGGGCUCAUCGUGGACACAGGCCAGUACAAUAGGGGCUUCCUGCGGAACUGGCAACAGUUCUCCACCCUGGGCACACGUGCAUUCCACCACCCUGCUGAGGACAUCGUCUGAAGUGCCUUCUGUGCGGCUCUGAGGAGUGGCUCCUCCCUCCAGCUCCUUUCCAUUUUACACUUCAGUGUCCAUGCAGGAUGUUCAUUUUUUCCCCAGUUCCUUACAGGCAUUAUAGGGCCAUGCUCAGGUUUGGAUACUGGACUGGAGAGAAAUUAAUUUUUCUGACUUCAAACAUAAGAGAUUUUUAUAUCGAAGCAGUAAAAGUAGAGCCAUUCCUUUCCAGUCACCUUAUUAAUUGACUGAAUCACCAGAGGUUGAAAAGGAUGUGGAUUGCUAUUGCACAAAUUGAUAGAAGCAAUUCCUAUCCAUUAGCAUGGCAGGAGGAGUUUGGGAUUAGGAGAGCUUCUAGUCCCUCUUUCAAUUUUUUAAUAGCCAUGUGACCCUUAGUCGAGUCACUUUCCCAAGUCUCAGGUUCAUCUGUAGCAUGGGGUACUGAUGCCUGCCCUGGCUACUUCACAGAAGAUCAUAGGAGGGUCACACAAGGGUCACAUGAGGAUGAGGGAUGUGGAAAGCACUAUGAAACAAUUUAAGCACCUGAAUAUGUGAAAUGUUAUUAGGAAAAUCCCAAGACUGAAGAAAAAUGUUGUGGUUCAGAAUACUAAAGCCAAUAUUAUUAGGGUUAUCAGUUUUCAGCAUAUAACAUUGUACAGUUAUGGGAAUUUCUCCUUAAGUAUUAGAUAUUAACUACUCACACGGGGCAAGAGAUGAUGAGAUGGACUGAUUCUGGUCAUCUGAUCUUAAAAGGACAGUUGAUAACAAUGAUGAAGAUAAUUAUUAUCAAUGUAAUGUGUAGUGGUCAUGAGUAUAGGAAAUGAGUUAUUUUUAUUUUUUUACGUGUUGUAUUUACUGUAACAGACUCCAAAAGGUAUUGAAGGAUUGAAGGGUUUUUUUCCUCUUUCUGUGUUUCACCUGGUAAGGUACUAGCACACAAGAUAGUGGCUGGAAGAAGAACAGCACUCUUAUAUUAGGGAGUCUUUUUCUUGGUAGGGAGACUUAAUUAAUAUCAAGGGCUUGUUUUUUUUUUAUUCUCUACAUACAUGUUUCAAGUGCUGUAACUUAUAGCACCAAAUUGCAAAAACCAGUCUAGUGGCAGUCACAUUAUUCUGGCAUAAACUUUGAGGAGUUGAUUGACAUCUUCCCACUUAACUUACACAUUAUUUUACAUUCACUCUUUCCUACAUAAAGUAUCUCACUAGGAGAGAAAAACAGGGUAUAUGUGGCUUACUUUCAUUAAUGCAUUCUUCCCUCAUUUUCUCCAAAGUAAUAAGUUGUUUCUUUAAUCAUAUCUCAAAACUGGAAAUGUAUUAGAUGGAAUAUUUAUAUAGAAUGGAUCAUUCUGCCAUAGAAUUAAGAGUGCAUUUCAUAUAGGGAAAAUACUCUCUUGAAAUGUUUGAUUUUUAUACAUGUACUGUUCUGCAAUCCCAAAGAUAAUUCUUGAGUCCUUAAAUUUGCCUUGGCUUGUUGCUUAAUAUAGGGGAAAUACUGCUAGCUUUUUCCAUCAGACAGUGCAUCCUGCUUUAGCAAUAGAUUUGUACGUGUUAAGAGGAAAUACUACUUCCUACAAUUCUGGGUAGCACCAUCCCUAGUCUUGUCAUUAGUUGACAUUCUUCUUAAGAUAUUGUCAUUACAUUUUUAUUCAGGCAUGUCAUUACUCUCCCCAGAGAUGGAUUGUUUAACAAAUGAUAGGCUUUGUGUUCCAUUGGGACGAGCCAAAGACCCAGCCUGGGAAUGCCAGCAGACACUGUGGUUUCUACAGUGAUGCCCUCUCUCUGGCCCAGAGUCAAAUAUUCUUUUAGAAUUGAAGUUGGCUCUGAUAUAACUAAUUUCUUUCUGUGUAGGUUUUAGAUACGAGAGUUGGUAAUAAUGUCAAGGACAGCGUUAUGUAGGCAGAAAUUGGUAGUUUUCAUGUGUCUUGAGCCCCAGCUAAAUAGCUAACUCUGAUUAUCUAGUGAUUGAUAAUAAAAAUUCAUAGAUACAUCAGUAUAGUCACUUAUAAUAACUUGCCACACAGUAAAUAGCAAUCCAAAUGUGAUGUGAGCUGGGUGCAGUGGCACAUGCCUGUAAUCCCAGUGGCUUAGGAGGCUGAGGCAAGAGGAUUGCAAGUUCAAAGCCGGCCUCAGAAAAAAGCAAGGUGCUAAGCAACUCAGUGAGACCCUGUCUCUAAAUAAAAUACAAAAAAAGUGCUAGGGAUGUGGUCCCCAGUACCAAAAACCAAACCAAAAAUAUGAUAACAGUAGUACAAAAAGACCAACGUCAUCGAGGAGAUUUAGGAAUGAUCACCAUCUCUGUAACAUCUCACUCCUGACAUUGAUUACCUGGAUGAGGCAACUCAGUGUCCCUUACUUGGAUGGGAACUGCUUACAUAUUAUUCUGGCUUAUUGGAAUUAAGAUACUUGGUUUAAAUUCCUUAAGAACUCAUGAUUGUCAGUUUACUGAAAAAGCUCAAACCUGAAGGAAGCUCAUUGUUUUUGUGGAGUAAAAGCUUUCUGAAGUGUUUAAACCAAAAGGAGCAGCAAACAAGGAUCUACAUGUGCACAGUGUUUCUGUAGUCUCUGCAACAUCCUUGGUCUAGACUUUUGAGCCAUUUUAUAAUCUGGAACCAUCUAAGGGAUUUCAUUAUAGGCCUUGGUUCUCUCUGGAGGGCAAGAGAAUUUACUGUGGAGUGUUUGAAAGGACAAGAUCUCUCUGUUUGAGGCAUCCCAGAGAAAUAUCUGGUAGUUGUGGUAGUGAAGAAUUGCCCUGCAAAUCUAUAUCCCAGCAGUCCCUUGGCCAUAAGAGCAAACUCCUUCCCAUCACUCUCAUGUCUCUCCCUUUCUGGUUGCCUCACAUCCCCAGACUCUGUUAGGAAACAUUCUGGAUGUGAAGCUUAAUAAAUUGCCUGUUAUAUUCUGGCCACUUACAGAAUUAUCAUACCACUGUGUAUGAUACCCACAAAAUACUCCUGUUGUUCUAGCUGGGUGCUUCUGAAAUGAGCAGACCAUUAACAAUGCCUCUUUGAUAGGUUACUCUGAUGCUGCUAAAGUAAAGCCUUAAGUUUGUUUUCAGGAUAGCAUACUGCUUCUUUCACCCUCAGCUACAUUUGUGUUUGUCUUUAGGAUGUUAUAAAUCUUUACUCUCCGAGUACUGUUUUCCUUUGGUGAGUGAAGUGAUUAUUGUCUUCCACUGUUCCAUCUGCCUAGAAGUAAGAUUGCUACAGACUUCCUCUUAUGCAAUAGUCCUUGGUACUUCUAAUAUUUUUAAAAAGAGAAAAUUUUCUAUACUAGAAUCUCUCACUGCCAGAAAACACAAUGCCAGUAAGUUUCUGUGUAAUACUUAACAGACUUAUUUCCUUGGUUAGGAAAUUAGCUUUUUAUUAUGAAGCUCAAUUAAUAGAAGCAAAAAUAUGACACUAGAAGCACAGUUUUAACCAAGAUAUUUAAAAAUCAAUAUUCUGUGAGGUUUAAGGAUCUCUGUCAACUAGGUAAAUAGGUUUAUAUGAAUUAUUUCAUUUUAGCCAUAUUUUGGUACCCUGCAUUUUAAAGAAGAAUUUUCUCAAACAAGCAAUGGAUGAUAAGAGACUUUUGCUUGAGGCACCUGUUUGGGAUCCAGUGUUCUCGGCAGUUUGACAAGUGUGCCAUUUUAUAUCCAGCACUGCAAAGUCGAUGCAGGGGAGAAUCAAAGCCAUGCUGAACUUAAUAUCGAAUAAAACUCAGUAUGUUCUUGUGGAUGUUUGCUGUGAUUAAUAUAAACUGUUUGAAGGAUCAGCUAAGUGUAAUCCUGUUGCUAGUAUAGUUAUCCCCACUCUGGCUGGCACUGAGUGAGCUCACUGGAGUACCAGCCAUGGGCCACAGACUAAAUGGUCAAUGGAAACACAUUUCUUAGAGGCUGUGAUCAUCUCCAAGUGGGGCCUGUGACUUACUAGUGCUUUAGUCUUCAAAUAGCACCUUUCACCUCUAGAAAUUCAUAUUUAUAAGGCAAAGCUUUAAAACCUCAGCUAGUCUAUUUUAAUUGUUGAUGCAACUGAAGUUCUGUGUUUCUUCAGCUGGAUCCAUAGACAAGAUGCCAUGUCACAGAGCUUGUAAGCUCAACUUGAGAUCCUUCUGUCUAGGUGAUUUGAUGGUUUGAGAUGUUUGGGGCCUUUUCAUUUUAUUACAUUUCUGGGCCUGAUGUUGGACUAAAGGAAACCCAGAAGUAUUUAUUUAAUAUUAAAAAUUUAAUAUUUAAUGGAACUGGCCCAGUGACAUUAAAGGGAUUUCUGAAGUCAACCUGGAGGCCAUGGAUUACAUAUUGCACUGUUUUUAUACCUGUAUUCUUAUCCUCUUAUCACCUCAGAAUCAGAUGCAAGGCCUUUUAAAUCAAGAUUUUACAAAUUACUGCCAUUUGUGUAAAAUGAUAUCCUGUGACUACGUUGUUUAAAUGGAAAAUAAAGUGCUUUCUUUAAGGAAAAUA
Molecule: messenger RNA, 6131 nt
Organism: Ictidomys tridecemlineatus (thirteen-lined ground squirrel)
Lineage: Eukaryota; Metazoa; Chordata; Mammalia; Rodentia; Sciuridae
Gene: Zdhhc23
Product: zDHHC palmitoyltransferase 23
Biological process (GO): protein targeting to membrane; peptidyl-L-cysteine S-palmitoylation
Cellular component (GO): Golgi apparatus; endoplasmic reticulum
Molecular function (GO): protein-cysteine S-palmitoyltransferase activity
Source: RefSeq, a predicted model, not a curated record